GUUACAUUAGCUAUUGCAAAACUAUUCUAAGUGGUUCUAGAGUUUCUAAUCUUUCUUUAAUCGUGCAAGAACGAAAAUAUGGCAGAAUAAGUUAAAUCUCGUCUGUGGACAAGAUUCUAUGAAAAUUCUUACAUUUUAUUCUUUUAUUAUCAGCCUACUUGUAUUUUACUUUGUGUUUAUACGAAAAAAGUGCAGUUCUGUAUAGUGGAUUUUGAUUAAAACAAUGACGGCAACAAGUGAAGGUGGGCAGCCCCGUCGGUCAAAGGGGUUUACUAUAGACUCAAUUAUUGGAACCGAUAGUGAAAGACAGACCGACAAACGAUCGAAAACCCCGGAUUCGGUAAACGAAUGUAGAAGUGCAAAAAUAGCAAAAGUAUCGCAUAGUAAAAGUGACUUUGACGUCGAUAUAGAGCGAAAUAGUUUAGAAAAAGAACAUCGUCAUGAAAAUAUACAUUCGCGGAAACAUUUACCGCACGAGAUAUUACGGACUAAAGAUUCACCCAGUGAUUUAGACAAUUCUAUUCUACACAGGACUUCUACAACAUUACAUAGAGACUCUUUGAGAGAUUUUAAUUUAUCUAGUGCUAAUAUCCGAGAAGGUGUUCGGACAGUUUCCUCGCCGGAAACACUAAGACAACUUCAUGAAAAUUUAAUACACAGUGCUGGGGUGAGUCCCGGUGGUGCCGUGCAUCUGGGCCAAUUAGAGGCUCACAGACAAUUUAGGCAUCCACUGGCAUCCAUGAACAUGGGCGGGUACCCUCCACAGAUGCCGGUCGGGCCUCAGAUGCACCCUAUGCUUCUAAAUGGAGGGCGUGACCUCCGACAUAUGUACCCCUACAUUACAGACAGAUAUCCAGGAUGUUUCCUGCCCAGAUACGGUAUGGGUGGUAUGCCUGGACUGUUUUUCCAACCAUACAGAAAACCAAAGCGAAUACGUACCGCAUUCUCCCCAAGUCAGCUGCUUCAGUUAGAGAAAUCAUUUGAGAAAAGUCAUUAUGUAGUUGGUCAGGAGAGAAAAGAUCUGGCCAAUGAACUUCAACUUACAGAAACGCAGGUAAAAGUAUGGUUUCAAAACAGAAGAACAAAAUACAAAAGAACAAAAUCAGAACAAGAUGGCGGGACAUCGGGUGAUGGUCAGUUUGAUGAAUCUAAAUCUGAAAGUGAUAUAAGUGACAUUGACGAUAUUGAUGACGUAGGCGAUGAAUACAGUGCGCAUGCGUAUCACCAUGUUAUACAAACGUGCUAAAGGUGACAGAAUUGACAAAAUAUACUAUAUAACGUGCAAUUUCUUUGUGAUCUACUCAGUCUGUAUCAUUUUAUUUUUUUAGACCACUACUACCUUUCAUAUUAAACACAAUUUGAUUUUUUGUACGGUGAACUAUUUUCUCUCUCUUCAUUGUUAUGUAAUAUGGUUUAUUAGCAGACUCUUAUAUACUUCCCUCAUACUGUAUUCUAAAUAAUUAGAAUAGAUAAACUAGAACUAUCACACCCACCUCUAGAAACAUAUGAAUACUUCAAAUAUUCUAAAAA
This is a messenger RNA of Ruditapes philippinarum (Manila clam), 1530 nucleotides long. RefSeq names its product homeobox protein EMX2-like. Gene Ontology annotation, molecular function: DNA-binding transcription factor activity, RNA polymerase II-specific; DNA binding. Gene Ontology annotation, biological process: central nervous system development; brain development; neuron differentiation. The transcript has 3 exons. NCBI's taxonomy places the organism in Eukaryota, Metazoa, Mollusca, Bivalvia, Venerida, Veneridae. The coding region runs from base 224 to 1246 and encodes 340 amino acids. The record is from RefSeq and is a predicted model, not a curated record.